AUGCAUACGGGAGAGAAACCGUAUACAUGUGAAUUUUGUAACAAAACCUUCUCGUAUAAGGGGAGUUUCAAAGGACAUUUACGUACGCAUACUGGUGAGAAACCAUAUGCCUGUGAAAUUUGUAACAAAGCCUUUUCAGAUUGUGGGAGUUGUAAACAGCAUUUACUGACGCAUACGCAAGAGAAACCCUAUGCAUGUGAAAUUUGUAACAAACCCUUUUCGAAUAAGAGGAGUGUGUUUAGACAUUUAAGGACGCAUACGGGUGAGAAAAAGUAUAUAUGUGAAUUUUGUAAAAUGCCCUUUGCAUAUAAGGGUGAUCUCACAAGACAUUUACGUACGCAUACGGGAGAGAAACCAUUUGCGUGUGAAUUUUGUAAGAAGCUCUUUUUGGAUAUGAGGCAUUUGAAAACUCAUUUACGAACGCAUACGAAAGAAAAAUCAUAUGCAUGCGACGUUUGUUAUACAGCUUUUUCUCAUAGUGCGAGUUUGAAAAGGCAUUUACAGACGCAUACGGGCGAGAAACCGCAUGUGUGUGAAUUUUGUAAGAAACCCUUUUCGGAUAAGAUGUAUUUGAAAAUUCAUUUACGGACGCAUACGGGAGAGAAACCAUUUGCGUGUGAAUUUUGUAAGAAGCCCUUUUCGGAUAAGAGGCAUUUGAAAACUCAUUUACGGACGCAUACGAAAUAA
This is a messenger RNA of Argiope bruennichi, 687 nucleotides long. RefSeq names its product zinc finger protein 84-like. Gene Ontology annotation, biological process: regulation of transcription by RNA polymerase II. Lineage: Eukaryota; Metazoa; Arthropoda; Arachnida; Araneae; Araneidae. Gene Ontology annotation, cellular component: nucleus. Gene Ontology annotation, molecular function: DNA-binding transcription factor activity, RNA polymerase II-specific; RNA polymerase II cis-regulatory region sequence-specific DNA binding. The transcript has a single exon. Bases 1 to 687 code for a protein of 228 amino acids. The record is from RefSeq and is a predicted model, not a curated record.